AUGUGCCUCUGUCGUCUGCUCACGCUGCUGACGGCUUCCGCUUUGUAACCUAGGCCUGUGUAUGGCUUCUGAAUACUGCUGCCUCCACCGCCAUCCUGCGCCAUGUGCCUCUGUCGUCUGCUCACGCUGCUGACGGCUUCCGCUUUUUAAACUAGUCCUGUGUAUGUCUUCCGAAUACUGCUGCAUCCACCGCCACCCUGCGCCAUGUGCCACUUUCGGGUCUCCUCACACUGCUGCCAGGUCCAGAGUGUGUCAUGGGUCCCUGUACGGCCUCCCAUUGCUGCUGACUUCAUCGCCAGACUCUGCCAUGUGCCACUUUCAGGUCUCCUUACACUGUUGGUGGGUUCCAUUUUGUGAUAGGGUGCUG
Staurois parvus is the source of this 367-nucleotide messenger RNA. The record is from the annotation of a GenBank genome assembly. Lineage: Eukaryota; Metazoa; Chordata; Amphibia; Anura; Ranidae.